This is a messenger RNA of Lycium barbarum (goji berry), 755 nucleotides long. Its product is annotated as calcium-binding allergen Ole e 8-like. The record is from RefSeq and is a predicted model, not a curated record. The transcript has 2 exons. Gene Ontology annotation, molecular function: calcium ion binding. Bases 54 to 545 code for a protein of 163 amino acids. NCBI's taxonomy places the organism in Eukaryota, Viridiplantae, Streptophyta, Magnoliopsida, Solanales, Solanaceae.
AAACCCCAUAUUUUCUCCAUUAUUACUGCCACUACAAGUCUUCCUUUUCAACAAUGGCUGCUACCGACAAUGUCAACACCAGCAACAAUAACUCAGUUACCAAACCCUCACUUUACCUUCAAGACACAAACGAAGUCCAAAAAGUGUUCCAACGCUUCGACACUAACGGCGACGGCAUGAUCUCAGCCGAAGAGCUUUCUGGCGUCAUUAACGCCCUUGGAUCUGACACAUCUCCCGAGGAAGCCGCUCGUAUGAUGGACGAAAUUGAUUCCGACAGAGACGGUUUCAUUAGCCUCCAGGAAUUUGCAGAGUUCUGUAAGGGCGGAGGUGACGGUGGCGUUAAGGAGCUGCGUGAAGCUUUUGAUCUCUACGAUCAGGACAGUAACGGCUUGAUCUCAGCCGUUGAGCUUCACAAGAUCCUCACUCGUUUGGGUGAAAGCUGCUCUGUUGAGGAUUGUACGACAAUGAUAAAUUCAUUUGAUUCCGAUGGUGACGGUUAUGUUAACUUUGACGAGUUUAAGAAGAUGAUGACCAACAACAAAUAGCCAAACAGGCCCUAGGUUUUCUUAUCGUUACUCUCUGUUUUAGCGGCUGAUAAAGGUGAGGUGCAUGGGAUUAUUGUGCUCCCCUCAUAGGGUAUAGUUUCUACCUCUUAACUGAUGAUAGAUGGAGAAACGUUAGUAGUACUGAACUUGUUAGGUUGACGCCGUUAGUUCACUUGAUCCGAUGUUAAUGAAAUUUAGUUUGUAUCUCUA